Messenger RNA from Oppiella nova, 470 nucleotides. NCBI's taxonomy places the organism in Eukaryota, Metazoa, Arthropoda, Arachnida, Sarcoptiformes, Oppiidae. The record is from the annotation of a GenBank genome assembly.
UGUCCGACGAUUACGUCACGCAAUCGCUCAACAAUCAGAACCUCAUGCGAAACAACACGACUCUCGGCGGACAUCUCGUCGUCAAUCUCGAGCUCGACUCGAGUCCCGACUCGACCGCCGCUCGAGCCGUGCCUUCGCUGCGUCCGCCCGUCGCGCCCGUCGACGCCUUCCGUCACGUUCUGUACGUCUUUCCCCUCAGUUUAAGAUACGAUUCGCAAAAAGUGUUUCCAAAAGCGCGUAAUCUUUGCGUUGAACUCCAAGUCCGCGAUUCUGAUGCCGUCGACGCGCGUUCUCUGCCCGCCCUCCACGACGACGCCUCCCCCGACGCCUCCACGGCCGCCUCGUCGGCCACCACGCGCCACAACGUGAACCCCGACUUCAACGAGGAGUUCAAAGUCUCGCUUCCGACUCAACACUCGGAGAAACUCCAUCUUCUCUUCACAUUCUUCCACAUCUCGUGCAAGAAGGAG